Aedes albopictus (Asian tiger mosquito) is the source of this 3332-nucleotide messenger RNA. RefSeq names its product calcium/manganese antiporter SLC30A10. Lineage: Eukaryota; Metazoa; Arthropoda; Insecta; Diptera; Culicidae. Gene Ontology annotation, cellular component: membrane. The record is from RefSeq and is a predicted model, not a curated record. Gene Ontology annotation, molecular function: zinc ion transmembrane transporter activity. The transcript is spliced from 6 exons. Bases 1167 to 2810 code for a protein of 547 amino acids. Gene Ontology annotation, biological process: detoxification of zinc ion; zinc ion transmembrane transport; intracellular zinc ion homeostasis.
GCGCUGCUCAGUCUUUGGGCAACAAGUGUCGGAAGCGGUUUGAUUCACGCGGUUUGUUUCCCCUGAAGCGAAACAAAAGUCGUCGCUCGCUUAUCUUGAACAUUGCGCGCGCGCAACAAUCAGCGCCAGCCACGCCACCACAUGGUUCCGGCCGACUCGCUUAUGUGGCUUGGACGCCGCGCGUAUUUGAGCAUUUAAAACACAGAACUUUUACGCAGCUUGGUGGCCAGUAUUUCCACGAUUCUCGACGCCUACGACAUAAUCGCGCAAAGUGCGGCUCGUGUGACGAGAGAGACAAAAACUUGUAUUUCGGCAGACAGACAGCGCAGCGGAACAGGAAUGUUCACCACCGGUUGAUUCUCGUUUUGUUCCGAAUUUAGUCUCGUGCUGUUUGUGAUUUUGUUUACGGAUGGAUGGCGUGUGUGUAAAAUUAGAAUCGUCCGCUCGAGAGGAACGCUGUAGACUGUAGAGUUUGCCAAUAAGCUUGCGCAGGCGGGGUUUUGAAGUGAUUUUGAUUUGACGAGAAACGAAGAGAAAAGUGCUGUGCAAUGUGGAAACAUACCGAACGCGAUCAAAGGGUUGUUGUGUGAUAUGGUGUAUAGUGUCGAACCGAAGCAAACCACAAUCGAGCAAAACAGCUGAUAGCAGUACCACUUGGUCGCGUACAUGCCCCACUAAAUCCCAUCCUAUGAAAUCGUUGUGGGGACGAGGCAGUAGCGGUUGAGGAUUGAGCUCCACAUGAUGAUGACUGCGAUUUCCAGAUGCGGCGUAUAACUCAAUUUACUCACCGAUCGGAGCUCGCCGCGUGCGGUUGAAGAAGAGUAGUGUGUCGCGUCGUUGAUGGUGAUGAACCGCAGGAACAACUCGUCGUCAACAUACAAUAUCGCCUCGCCAUAUCGUGUGAAUAUUGAUUAUGGUGUAAUAGAAAUCUACGCCGCGCCGAAUGUUUAUACAUGGUGAUCUAACAACCAUAGUGAAUGCGAUCGCUCUAAAGUGUUGAGUCUAGAAAUUUAAAGUGAAUGUGACGAAGAUGAUCGCAUAAGUUUCGAGAAGGAAGUCAUUCCCAAAAAGUGUCGACAACUGCGGAAGAAUUUGGUGAGAAUAGAAGAUAAUCGUUUCAAGUGAUCAUAUCGGUGUGGCACCAACGAUAAACCGGCUAAGAUAAGAUGGCAAUGAAAGAAUGGAUCUAUCGGAUGCAACCGGUGCAGUUGUACAUUGUGCUGGUGCUGUCGAUUUUGUACUUCUUGGUGCAGCUGUUCCUGAGCCAUAUCUCGCAUGCACUGGUGCUGCUCGUGGAUUCCUAUCACAUGCUGUGCAACAUCAUUGCCCUGACCGGAUGUAUCCUGACGAUCAAGCACAGCAAAAAGCAGUCGGAGGCGGAGCCAUGCAACCGGAAGCUACUGUCCGCUUCCCGCAACUCCAUCGACGCCUCUGCCAGUGAGGACCGCUUCAUCGAAGUACCGGUGUCACCAACCGGGGACAACUCGUCGUCCACCUCCGGCAGCGAGGUCCAAAAAGUCAAACCGACCGCCCCGGAAGAUGAGGCCACCAGUGUCAAGCAGAAGGUCAAAGCCAAAUCGCGCCAACAGCGCGAGAACAGCCUCAAGAACACAUUCGGCUGGACCCGAAUCGACGUCCUGACGAUGCUGGUGGUUUGCAUCUUCCUGGCGUCGUUCUGCUUCUCGGCCGUGGUGGAAGCCCUGCAGACCCUGUCGCACAUCCACCACCAGGACGCGAUGCACUAUCCGCUUCCGGUGCUGACACUCGGCGCCAUGGGAAUCAUACUGAACGGGUUCUGCUACCUGCUCAUCGGUGGCUACACGUACCACCAGGGUAGCUUCCUGUACAUCACAUCCAGCGGGACGGUAAUACUGGAUCGGGUCGUAACCGGCGACGGCAUUCGGAAGGGCGAGCGUCGGUUAUCGGGGUCACGGCGACACGUGGCCAGCGCCGCCGCUGGUAAUUCACCGAAGCGACAGAGCGUGCGAGAGCUGAUGAGAGAUAUUUGUAGUACAAUCUUCGUCAUUGUGUGCUCCACGAUCGUCCACUACACCAACGAAGAUGAAGAUACGUCCAAGUUUGUCGAUCCGCUGUGCUCGAUAAUGUCUUGCGUAGUUCUGAUGGUGCUGAGCUACCCCUACAUGAAAGAAUCUGGCAUGAUUCUCCUACAAACCAUCCCAAAUACGAUCGACAUAGAAAUAUUCGAACAGUCGCUGCUGAAGACGUUCCCGCACGUGGUGAGCGUUCACGACCUGCACAUCUGGCAGCUCAGUGGCGAGAAGUACGUCGCUACGGCACACAUCAUUUUUGAGGAUCAUAAGGUAUACCCGGAAAUCAACGACAUGGUGAUCAACUUCUUCCACGACCAAGGUAUCAGCAAGGUGACCAUCCAGCCAGAAUUCAAAACCAAGCUGCCGGAACUGCCCCUAUUAACAUCCCCAACCACCACGUCCUCCACACCCGCCAACACCUCCACUAGUUCGUGUCUGAUGCAGUGCCGUCAAGAGGCCUGUCUCCAGAAGCACUGCUGCGAAAGAAUCAUCAAGGACGAUGGUAAGAAAUCCUCUGCCACCAAAUCCAACUCCGCCUCCAAGGAAAAAAUCGAACAGAUCGCGAUGGAGGUCCACCCCCACCUGGAAGCUGGAACCAGUGGUGCGAAGGACAUCAUUCCCACUAUCACUCAAACCAUCAGCAGCCCCACGUUGGCCAUCGAAAACGAAGCUCAAGUCCCAGCCAACAACUCCACUAGUGCGGCGAUGUCUUCAAAGGGCGAUGAAACCCGCGAAGACACCGACAAGCAACGCUACUAGUUUGCGAAGUACAAAGAACCAAUAAGACUGACCGAAUCGGAAGUCAACACAGUCGAAGAAAAUCCGUUACGCUUAUUGUAGUUUCAAAGUGAGUUUUUAAGUUUUAACUGUUUCCUCGACAGGGAUUCUUCGUUAUUUUUUAACGACCAAAAAAGAAACGAUGAAAGAUAUUACAUCGAAGAUGGGCGAAGCGGAAGGAGAAGAACUCUGGAUCCUAACAAAGUAGCGUUAAGAUAUUGUAAAGGUAUUCCUAAUUUGUGUGAUCAAAGCCUUAAGCCAUAUGAUGGAGAGAAAACGAAAUGUUAAAAUGAGUGAGAUCAAUCCUACGAUCAUAUUGUGUCCUGAUAUUAAGGAACAGUUUUACGACUGUCACAAUGAACCAGUUUUUAUUUUAGAUGCUUUUAAAACAUUGUUAUGCAUUUCAACCGAUCAUUAGGCUUAGUGUUACAUAAUACCUAUAAUGUAAGAAAAAUAUUUGUUAAACUAAGCGAUGACGAAGAAAAUAAACGAAUUUAUUAAGUA